Drosophila teissieri is the source of this 1235-nucleotide messenger RNA. RefSeq lists its product as uncharacterized. The coding region runs from base 658 to 1077 and encodes 139 amino acids. The record is from RefSeq and is a predicted model, not a curated record. The transcript has 5 exons. Lineage: Eukaryota; Metazoa; Arthropoda; Insecta; Diptera; Drosophilidae.
CAUCAUAGAUUAUGAUGGACUGUCGUGUGCUAAUGCUUGGACCCAACAAGUACGAAAAAUGGCAGAAAUGUACAACCUUGCCGCAAAGAGCGUGAAAUUAGUACAAGCUGAAGGAGCCGGCAGAGAAUCUUUUGGAGCACUUGAUCUUAGCAUUCGGCGAUUAACUUUCUAAAGCAGAAGCACGGCGAAAGUUUGAGAAUUUAAAGUGGCAUCAUAUUUAACAAUUAUCUGUGUAAUUCUAAGAUGAUGUUGGCGAGCAGCAUCAAUAUCGUCGAGGGAAUACCAGCACAAAACUUGCGGGAUCAAGCUCGGAUCCAACGUUUUACAGAUCCGAUGUAAUGCCGGUUUUUAAAGAUUAAAAUGCAAAACCUUUUAAUUGCAAUCCUCGAAGAGUGUCAUAUACGGAAAAAGAAAAGCUUCAACAAUUUCUAGACGAAUAUUUAAAAUUCGGAAUAAUGCACCAGCAGUCUUUCGACUUUUUUUAAGAUGUCUGAAGAGCCGACAACCAGCCCAAAAGCUCACCCAAUUUGUUUUCUCCUUUGAGGAGGAUGAUCCUGUCUUGGAAACCCGGCAACCCCCGACAGUUAACGACCAAUUGGUCCGACCGAGAUUAGCCAAAGAGUUCGGGCAAUAGAAACUGUGUUGGAGGAGAACACGAUGCAGCUGGCGGAGACGGCCGAGAUAAGCCAAAAAAUUCGGUCUUUGGAAACUGUGUUGGAGGCAAACACGAAGCAGCUGGCGGAGACCACAUACCAGGUUGCGAGGAUGACGGCCUUGUUGGAGGUUUUCGUGAAGGGGAAGGCGAAGAAUGUGGCUGUGGAAGUGGCGUUCCCAGUCACAUCGGAAGAAGACCUGGUGGCUUUAGAGCUGAACUUAAGCUCAGGGUCCCAAGAACGCUACAUGGAAUCAAUAACACUAAUCUUAAAGCGUAACAAUUUGCCGAAGGCAAUCAAGGGCGUUUUGUCAGAAAAGCUCUUGUGCGCCUACAACAUAGACGGCUUAAACGGGAAAAAGUCUUUAAAAGCAUUUCCCAAAUUCUUUUCCGUUCUGAUUGAAAGCAUAAGGGGCCGUCCAUAAACCUCGUGACGCUAAUUUUGGGCCAUUAGGGACUGGUACUGAAGUGUAAGCACAGGAACGUAUGAGUGUUUGAAAAUUUUUAAGCGCUUAACAAUGAUCAGCUGUGUUUAUAGCAGCCAACUUUAAUUAGAGAAUGUUAAAACUGACGCUAUGUAAAA